AGUAUUUUCGGGUCUACUGUAAACUUUUAUCUUUUUUAUAAAUUUUUAAAACGAGAUGGAAAACCAAACGGUUUUCAAAAAAUCUGCCUCGUCAAAACUUUGCCAAACUUUGUGAUUUGUUUUGCGUUCUUACUUUGGGUUGUUCCAGUUACUGCUUUAGAUUAUACUUAUAGCCAAUUACCGUAUCGAUUAAAUAGUAUUAUUGGAAGUCUAGCAGGAUCAUGGGCUUAUCUUUUCACUCCAUUCCUUCAAGUCAGCCUGUCAUGUAACAGAUUUUAUGUGCUAUACUUUCCAUUUGGGAUCAAAACUUUAAAGCGAGUUCCAGUUACCAAUAUAUCAAUUGUCUUGUCAAUACUGAUAGUAUCAUGUGUUUGCUCUGUUGGAUUACAAGAAACCUGUGGCUACGUGUACGAUCCAAAUUUCUUCUGUUGGCGUCCGGAAGGUCUUCCAUGUUCCGACCAGCUAGCCAAGGUGAUUUUAGCCAUGAUUUACAGUAUUACUUUUUCCUCGAACGUCUUCAAUGUACUAACUGGAGCACGUCUUUUGGUGAACAAAAUGGUUGGAAUGAAUCAGCAAGAAGCAUCUAGAAGAAGAAAGCGAUGGAUGAUAAUGUUCACUCAAAGUGUUAUUCAAGAUUGUUUGCACCUCGUGGAUAUUAUAAAUGCUACUUAUCUAUGGGAGCUGAGUGAUGAGCUGUGGUUCCAAUUUUUGUUUUUGACACUUUCAUUUAUUAUAAUUUAUACACUCGAUGGGUAG
This is a messenger RNA of Caenorhabditis briggsae, 756 nucleotides long. RefSeq names its product Protein CBR-SRX-129 (gene Cbr-srx-129). NCBI's taxonomy places the organism in Eukaryota, Metazoa, Nematoda, Chromadorea, Rhabditida, Rhabditidae. The record is from RefSeq and is a predicted model, not a curated record. The transcript is spliced from 3 exons. The annotation marks the transcript as partial.